Messenger RNA from Leptopilina boulardi, 2373 nucleotides. It is a transcript of the gene Nt5b, whose product is annotated as cytosolic purine 5'-nucleotidase. Lineage: Eukaryota; Metazoa; Arthropoda; Insecta; Hymenoptera; Figitidae. Bases 196 to 2070 code for a protein of 624 amino acids. Gene Ontology annotation, molecular function: 5'-nucleotidase activity. The record is from RefSeq and is a predicted model, not a curated record. The transcript is spliced from 11 exons.
GGAUUAUUCACGGGAACAUGAUGAUUACCGCGGACGCAUGGAGAAUCGCAAAAUUGGCGAGUUUAAGAAUUUUACCUCAAAUUUUAACGUCGCUUGAGCAUCAGAGAGCGCUACGAACGAUAUCUUCUUCCACAAUAAUUCGACAGUUAAUCAUGGAUAUGGAUCAUCACGUUCCAACGACACCUCUUGACGGAGAUGGAAGUGGUCACAAAAAAUAUUAUCGUCAAGCUGGUCAAAGGAUGUAAAUUACGUUUUCAAACGGAUGAAUAUCUUUUGCCUGAUGAAAAUGUUGACAAUGUCAUUUCGAAUUUUUGUCUGCCAACAUCAGAGGAUUUAGGAAGAAAUGAACGUAUUAGAAAACCUCGACGUGUGUCGGACAGCUUUAAUGAAUGUGCUCAAGUCUCAUUAACUGACAAGCGUGAAUUAAGUCACAGAAUAUUUGUGAACAGAAGUCUUCAUCUGGAAAAUAUUAAAUUUUAUGGCUUUGACAUGGACUAUACACUGGCGGAGUACAAAUCUCCCCAGUAUGAACAACUUGGAUUUGACCUUCUAAAAGAUCGAUUGGUUUCUCUUGGCUAUCCACGUGAACUUAAAGAGUUUGAUUACGAUCCAAGUUUUCCAGUAAGAGGAUUAUGGUUCGAUACGCUUUAUGGCAAUCUUCUUAAAGUUGACGCUUACGGGAAUAUUUUAGUUUGCGUUCAUGGAUUUGAAUUUCUAAAGCAUUCCCAAGUUUAUGAAUUGUAUCCAAAUAAAUUUCUACAAUUGGACGAAUCACGAGUUUAUGUUCUCAAUACUUUGUUUAAUUUGCCAGAAACAUAUUUAUUGGCAUGUUUAAUAGAUUUUUUUACAAAUUCUCCCCAAUUUUCAAGGGAAAAAACGGGAGUAAAAGAAGGUGAAUUAACAAUGAGCUUUAAAAGUAUCUUUCAAGAUGUAAGAAGUGCCGUUGAUUGGAUUCACUCUCAAGGUGAUUUAAAGAGUAAAACAAUUGAAAAUUUAGAUCAGUAUGUUAAAAAAGACGAGAGAUUGCCUAUGUUUCUUGACAGAAUAAGAGAAAGUGGUGCCAAAGUUUUUCUCCUCACUAAUAGUGAUUAUGUGUUUACCAAUAAAAUUAUGACAUAUUUAUUCGAUUUUCCUCAUGGAGCGAGGUCGGACGAACCGCAUAGAAAUUGGAAAACAUAUUUCGAUACCAUUGUUGUUGGCGCUAGAAAGCCACUUUUCUUUGGAGAAGGUACAAUUUUAAGGCAAGUGGAUACAAAAACAGGAGCUUUAAAAUUAGGUACUCAUAAGGGUCCACUUCAUACGGGAGAAGUUUAUUCUGGUGGUUCUUGUGAUGUUUUUACGGAAAUGAUUGGAGCGAAAGGUAAAGAUGUGUUAUACGUUGGAGAUCAUAUAUUUGGUGAUAUUUUAAAAAGCAAAAAAAUCCGAGGUUGGCGAACAUUUUUAAUUGUUCCUGAAUUAGUUCAGGAACUUCAUGUUUGGACUGACAAAUGUCAACUUUUCGCCGAGUUACAAAGUUUGGAUGUUAUGUUGGGAGAAAUGUACAAAAAUUUAGACAGUAGUACCAAAGAAAAACCGGAUAUAUCAAAAUUAAGAGCGUCAAUAAGAGACGUGACACAUAAAAUGGAUCUCGCUUAUGGAAUGAUGGGAUCUCUUUUUAGAAGUGGAAGCAGACAAACAUUUUUCAGCAGCCAAGUUGUUAGAUAUGCCGACCUUUAUGCUGCCACAUUUUUAAAUUUAAUUUAUUAUCCCUUUUCGUAUAUGUUUAGAGCGCCUGCGAUGCUUAUGCCUCACGAAAGUACAGUCGCACAUGAACAACGAUUUGUCAUGGAAACUCCAAUGAUUAGUCGAACAAGAACUUUCAAACUUCCUGAUGAAGAAGAAGAACACAGUCGAUUAAUAACUAAAACUUUAGAAGUAGAGACGAACAAUAUUCAAAUUCCACAUGCGAGGCCUGAAACUCCAAGAAACGUGACUCACACACAUGACGAGGAUUGUAGCGACGAAGACUCCGAUUCACAGAAGCAAAACAAUCAAGAAAAAAGAAUUCAAAAGGAAAUUGAAGAACCGUAAAUUCAUAAAAUCCCUGAUUCAAAAUGCUUGUUGCAAAUUAUUUCUCAACUCAAGGAUAAUUACAUCGAAAAUUCGAAUAGAACAGGUGCGUGUAAAGUAUUACUAUAAAAAAAAAAAAAACAGUAGUUCAGUUGUUACUGUUUUAUAAAAAAAAAAAAAUUCCAAACUUAAAAGUACGAAAUAGUAAUUGCAAAAAAUUUAUUUUAUAUUUUAGAAUUGUUUUUUUUUAAAUAGAUAAAACAAUGUAUUUGUGCAAAUUUAUAUUUUUUUUAAACUUAUCUUUCAAAUAAGAUAAAAAAUUAA